AAAAUUAUAAUAAAAUACAUACAACCAAAAUAUGUCGAAAUCGAGCACUAUGAUCAAGUUCAUAGUCGUCCUCAUAAUCAACGUCGGAUUUUUCCUCAACGAAUCCGAAGCAACGAAACUCAGGAGACCAAUUCACGGUGGGCCCACACCAUCACCACUCCCAUCACCACAAAACCAUACUCUAACAACACUAGCUCAUAGUCCGCAAGAGAAGCUAACUCCUCAAUACAAACAUUUCUUGGAAGAAUGCGAAAAACGAAUGACCGAGAAAUGCGCCGAAGAAAUCUUCCAAGACAUAUUCCAAAACAAAACCAUCACCAAGAAAUGUUGCUACAAGUUGGUCGACAUGGGGCCCGACUGCCACCGGGUAAUGAUCCAACGGGAAAAAGACUUAAUCAAAAGCAAGAAAGAGAGGAACACAAUCGUAUCGAGGAGCGAAAAUUUAUGGAAAAGGUGCCUGAAAGUCACUCCGGUGAAGAAAAACAGACACUACCCGAAGGUCCCACCACGUCAGUAUCUUCCGGGGUACGAGAAAUUCUUGCAGGAAUGCGAGAACAAGAUGACGGAUAAAUGCGGGAACGAGGUUAUGGAAGUUGUGUUGGAGAAGAAGAGGAAGAAUGUGGACAAGGGUUGCUGCUCGAAGCUUAUGACGAUGGGGUACGAUUGCCACCAAGAGAUGCUAUUGAGACUUGAGCAUUUAGCGACCAAAAUUAGCGACAAAAGUGGGGUUAAGAAGAGAGGUCAUCAAAUGUGGAAACACUGUGAAAAAAUCACAGGUCACCACAAGUAAAAAAAAAAAAAAAAGAAAAAAAAAACCAUGGACAAUGUGUAUUCAUAGAGUUUUAAUGAAUUUAUGCCCUUGAGUAAUAUUAAUAAUAAUACAUAGAUUGAGUGCUUACUGGU
Messenger RNA from Erythranthe guttata (spotted monkey flower), 903 nucleotides. RefSeq lists its product as uncharacterized. Lineage: Eukaryota; Viridiplantae; Streptophyta; Magnoliopsida; Lamiales; Phrymaceae. The record is from RefSeq and is a predicted model, not a curated record.